GCGUACGCUUCUCACGGCUACACCACACUCGCGUCAGCUUAAUCGUACAUCACACAUUGUUUUAGACGGGCGUCUUUGCUUAAACGGUAUCGCCGAUGCAAAUUCUAAUAAAACGAAAAGUCACAAUUUUAGCGACCAUAAACAAAAGGCCAAACAAGAAGCAGAGAGUGUAAACGGAAGGCACGCGCGUGCGAGCAAACACUAAAUCACACAUACACCCACACAUACAUACACACGCGUGUAUAAAAAUAAAAGAAAAAGCGUGUAUUUUGGACGCGGACGUGCUUAAUUUGAGAAGCUUUACUAAUUUAUGACAAGAAGGUGCAUAGAUAUAAAAUUUAUCAGCGCCAAAAAAAGAGGCAGUAUUGAAAUCUAUAUAGAAAAUACAUAUAUGUACAUAUAUGCAAAUUACAGAACCUUGGUUCAGUUGAAACGAAAAUAGUGAUAAAAUAAUCGCUUAGCGUCUCGUGUGUCUACUGCUGCGAAAUUUUGCAGAAUUUACCACAGUGAACGUACACGACCCUACAGUGUAGAGCAAAACAAGUUUUGGCAAAAAAAAGAGCAAAAAAAAAAUAUUUUUUUUUGGUUGCAAAAAGGUGGAAAGCCGAAAAGUGUAAGCCAAAAUUGUGGUGUAAUUCCGUGUUUAAAAAUAGCCAUUCACUAAUAAAGCAUUUGGCGUGUCAGCAAUAAGAAAAAAGAAGGAGCAAGAAAAUUUUGUGAAAAAUAAAAAUUGCAGGAAGUGCAAAAUACAGCAUUAAAAGCGAAAAUAAAAUUUGUGGCGGAGCGUUGCAUGCAGCAAACACCGGAGAUAUAUACACACACACACCAACCAAACUUUCAAAAUAACGCUACUGCACACACUGUAGUAUCAACGACAGAUACAUUUUUUAAUUAUUAGAUUACGCAGCUGCAGCUUAGCUACUAUGGCGCCCACAAUCUGUUCGGAGAAGAAGCCGCGACAAAUACGCGCAAAUCUCAAGGAAAUACGCCGCCAACCAAACGCGGCGGCAAACGCAUUAUUGUCAACGUUGGCGCCGGCGGGCAGCGGAGCGGCAAAUGGCAGUGGCACAUCUAGCAUUAUAAAUUACGUGGCUGGCGCACGGAAUUCAUCAACACUGCGUGUACGCGGCCCAAGCGACGCCAGUGAAUCGUACACCGAGCGCAUCCAGCGAUUGCAUAUGGGGGAGGAGGAGGACGACGACGAGGACGUACAUGAAAUAUCCGAAAAUUUCGUCUCCUCAUCCACGAUGGGACCGGAAUUGGUGCGCGCUAUUAUCGACGAACACAUGGAACUGGAUAAUGGCACACUAGAUGAAGAAGACUGCGAAGUACAUUCCAUAACAAGUGGUGCGCGUUAUAACAGUGAUAUUACCACCGCCAACAACAACAACAACAUAGGUCACAGCAGCCAAACAACACGACAAAUGCUUCAUUGUACCGUUAAAACAGUAUUUCCAGCACCAUCUAUGAACAGCGACAAACAAUUCCUGGCACCAACAACGAAAUUGCGCAGCAAUAACAACAACAACAGCAAUAAUCACAAGCGACAUUAUGGCAGCGAUGAAGAGGAGGACACCGAUUCCGAUACAUAUUCCAGCAUGUGUGAGAUCAAGAAAACCGAAGGCCUGCUGUCGAUAGCGUUGAAGACGAUCAAACUGGUGAAACGCAAUCAAUUGUUGCAACGCCGACUGGCGCAAUUGCAGCUCGAAACAUCGGAGUUCAUACAAUCGGUGAUGGCAAAUCCGGAGAAUCAACACAUACGCAAUAACAUGGAUUCGCCAGCAACAACAAUAUCGUCGACGCCGUCCUCACCCUCAAUGCCAUCAUCACCGCUGUCGCCUGCCGUAAAAUCACCUCUAUCACCGUUACAAUCACCAACAACAACGACAACAACAGCAGCGUUGCAGUAGAGUCAAAACGCAGCCUAAAGUGUGGGCGGUGAAUGGGGAGGGGGGGUAGCGUAAUUUUGUUGUAGCGCGCAACAUGCUGCCAAGCGCCAGCAACUUGUUGCGAACCUCGAUGUUGCGAAGCACAAUUCAACUAGCACUUAUACAUAUAUUAACAUGUAUCCACACAUACACACACACACACACAUCAUUUGAGUGCUUUGCUAUUAUGCGCCAUGCUUUUGUUUUUGGUUUUCUGUUUGUUGGUCGGCAUUUGACUUAUUUGCAUUGCAUACUUGCUGGCGUACCACAAUUCAUUCUCAAAACGUGAUAAAACAGCAAAAACAAUACAAGCACACACACAUACACCACAGCGUUGCCGCUAUUUAUGAAUAAUCAAAUCACACAUAUACAUUUAAAUAUAUAUAUAAAAUAUAAUAUAAUAUAAAAAAUUAAUUAUAUAUACUUAAAAUAGUUAUAAAUAUGCUACAGCUAUACUAUUUACAUACAUACAUAUGAUUAAUUCUUAACUUUAAAUGCAGUAGCGAAAAAGUUGAAAAGAAAAAAUUCAAUCAAUCAACAACAACAAAAACAAUACAACAAAUAUUUAUAAGUAGUGAAACUACUCAUUUUCUAACUCUAAAGUAUGCAACUCGUCACAACAGCUGUUGGCAAAGAGCAUACAGCAGUAGAGUUUAGGGAGCGCUGCAGGCGAGCAAAUGUUGUUGGCAAAACACUCGGCAUACAUACACACAUAUAUAUUAGCAUACUGUUGGCAUUGUAGUGAUCUCAAAAGAAAAUUUUACUGACAACUUGUGGUAGCAAUAAAAAAAAUUAUUAAAUUCAAAAAAAUUAAAUUUAAAUUUAAAUAAAAAUAAAAAAUACUUACAAAAAACAAUCCAAAAAGUAAACAUUUUCUCUAUGCCAUCAUGCAUAGUUCUACAGCUGAUUUGUUGCGCUUACCACUUACUGCUAUUACGCCCGUUACUCACUGAAAUUAAACUUUGUAUAUGCAAAAGAUACAUGCUAAAUUUUCAUAAUUUUGCACUAAAUUAAAGAAAAUAUAACCAAACAAUAUCAAAAAAUUUGAAAUCAAAUGCUGCUCACGCUAAGAGCUCUCUUUUUCUUGCUUAAACAAUAAAAUACUUUUAUGCAUUUUCGCCUUAAUCUUAAUGCUUUUUAUACGAAGAACUACCGUUGCUGCUCCUAAAAUUAUGCCAAAUAUUUCUUAAGCUUAAGCUGCAUAUUGUAUUUUAGUGUCUAGCUUAGCUUCUAGCUUUGUUCAAAUGCAAUUGCGUUUUUCUUUUUGUUGUUCAUCAAGUAAAUGACUAUAGUAUUUUAAAUGAUUAUCGUAUAUGUAGCAAGUAAUGAAUUUGUAUUCUUAAUUUCUGUAUAGAAAAUGUACUGAUUGGUAACUAAAAGUUUAACAUUUUAUUGAGCGUAGUGAAUAAAAUGUGAACGUAGUUUGUAAAUGGUAGAGAUAUGUACGUUGAACAUUUGAUUGUAAGAAAUGUUAGGAAGUAGGCAUGAUAGGAAGUAAGCAAGUUUGUAAGCGCAGUGUAAAAAAUAUAUGAAAAUUACAAAAAAAAUUAAUUAUUUAUUUUUCAUUUAAUGAGGCCCUCAAAUACUAAAUUUUGAAAUUAUUUCGUAAAAAAUUUAAAGAAACAAUAUUAUUAUUUAUAAAUCUAAUAAAUGAAUGGAUCAACAAGUUUUAUAUACAAAAUAUAUGUAUUUAUGAAAAGGAAAAUUAGAAAUGAAAUGUUAUUUCUAUGAGAGUUUCAAGUAAAUCAGCCAAAUGUUAAAUGUAUGAAAAAUUGUGGAUUUUGAACUGAAUUAUGCCAAAAUUAUAAAUAUGCUAAAAAAUUUAAAUUUUUUUUCGAAAUGAGAAAAUUAAUUUUAAUUUUUGUUAAUAAUAUUUUUUUUUUAAUAUUUCAAAGAAAAGAAAAUGUAUAAAAAUACAAAUUAUGAGUAAAUGAAAUACAUAAAAAUUAUAAUUUUUAUUAUUAAAAAUUUAAUUUUUCUAAAUGUUUCAAUGAGCAAAACUUAAUUGAAUUAUUAGAAAUAAAAAAACAUAAAUUUUAUUUCAACUAAAAUAUUUAAUUAUAUUUUUUUUACAGCCGGUUUCACGAAAUACAUUAAUUGAAAAUUAAGUUCCAUUUAAUUUUAAUUUUUAUUUUUAUUUAACUUUGCACUUAAGUUUCCUGCGUUUUAGCAUUAUUGACAUUUGGCAUCCAAAAAAUUAAAAGGCAGGGAUGUUAGUAAGAAUAACAGCUGAUUUAUGUAAACAAAUAAAUUGUAUUUCUUUGUCAAAAUGGUAAACAAAUGGGAAUUCAGCUGAUAGAACAGCGUAACCAUGGUUACAUAUGACAGUAUUUAAGUAAUAUUUAAAUGCCAAAACGUGACCAUUUAAAUAAAAAU
This is a messenger RNA of Zeugodacus cucurbitae (melon fly), 4304 nucleotides long. RefSeq names its product probable basic-leucine zipper transcription factor C (gene Cipc). The coding region runs from base 924 to 1910 and encodes 328 amino acids. NCBI's taxonomy places the organism in Eukaryota, Metazoa, Arthropoda, Insecta, Diptera, Tephritidae. The record is from RefSeq and is a predicted model, not a curated record. The transcript has 3 exons.